Molecule: messenger RNA, 1943 nt
Organism: Canis lupus familiaris (dog)
Lineage: Eukaryota; Metazoa; Chordata; Mammalia; Carnivora; Canidae
Gene: TFCP2L6
Product: transcription factor CP2-like protein 1
Exons: 14
Coding region: 416-1678 (420 amino acids)
Biological process (GO): regulation of transcription by RNA polymerase II
Cellular component (GO): nucleus
Molecular function (GO): RNA polymerase II cis-regulatory region sequence-specific DNA binding; DNA-binding transcription activator activity, RNA polymerase II-specific
Source: RefSeq, a predicted model, not a curated record
GUGGACAGUCCAGUGGGUCCAGCCCAACCCAGGCUGAGCUCUCUGUCACACAGCUGGCCUUUCUCCCUCUCCCAAGAUGUUGUUUUGGCACAACCAGCCAGAUCACCUGUGGCCCAGUCCCGGGGAACUGUACCCAGGGCCACCAAGUGGCUUGCUCAGAAGGUCUGGCUGAGAGCAGCAGAGCCCCAUAGGGAAUGAGGUGGACGGGGCAGAAAGCCACCAAUGCUCUCCUGUUCCCGGCAGGGAGUCCCUGCCCUUGCCAUACCUGAAGCAGGAAGAGCUGCACAACAUCCCCAGCUCUGAGCCUCCCUGCCCCACAUUCGAGUACGUGCUCUGUGCAGCCACGUCCCCAGCUGUGAAGCAGCAGGAAGAGACCCUCACCUACUUGAACCAGGGCCAGUCCUAUGAGGUGCGGAUGCUCUGCAGUCCCAAGCUGAGUGAUGCCACCCAGUGGGCCCGGCUCUUGAAGAGUGUGGUACGUGUGGUUUUCCAUGACCGACGCCUGCAGUACACAGAGCAGCAACAGCUGGAUGGGUGGAGGUGGAGCCGGCCAGGGGACCGCAUCCUGGACAUCGAUGUGCCGCUGUCUGUGGGAGUGAUAGAACCCCGAGUGCUGCCCUCACAACUCAACAUGGUGGAGUUUAAUUGGGACCCAACCAAGAGGACCUCCCUCUUUUUGCAAGUUCACUGUAUCAGCACUGAGUUCACUCCUCGGAAAAAAGGUGGGGAGAAAGGCGUCCCCUUCCGCCUCCAGAUUGACACUUUCAAGCCCAGGGACAAGGAACUUCCCCCUGAGCACCUGCACUCAGCUGGCUGCCUCAUCAAGGUGUUCAAGCCCAAAGGAGCUGACCGCAAACUGAAAACGGACCGGGAGAAGAUAGAGAAGCAGCCCCUGCAGGAGAGAGACAAGUAUCAGGCCGCCUGUGAGAGGACGGUGUUUGUGCAGUGCUCGCCGUGGCCGGACCCCGGCACUGGGCCCUACUCGCCUCUCAGCCCUCUUGCUCUGACCUCUCCCCACUCCUGCAAGCUCCUGUCCCCGGAGAGGCUCUGCUCCUCCCCACCGUUCGCCUUGGACGCCUUGGGGGGCAGCCCGGCUGAGGAUCUGAACCCUGGAGCCUCCAUCCUGGAGACGCAGCAGUGGUUGCACCAGCACCGGUUCUCCAGCUACUGCCGGGUGCUGGCCAAUUUCACUGGCACUGAUCUGCUGAAGCUUACCCGCCAGGACCUUAUCCAGAUCUGCGGGGCUGCCGAUGGGAUCCGCCUUUUCAAUGCUCUUAGAGCCAGACCCAUUCGUCACCGGCUGACUUUGUAUGUGGCGCAGGAGGCCUCAGGGCGAGAGAAUGAGGUUCCUAAGAACCAUGACUCAGGCUUUUAUCAAGAGAUCCCUCUAGAUGAACUCAGUGCUGUGGAGCUGAUGGGGAAACUGGCUGAGCUCUUGGCCCUCCCAGCCAAUCAGAUCCACCACCUCUUCCACCAGGGCCCUGGGGGCAUCCUCAUUCUCCUCAGCGACCAGGUGGUUCAGAAUCUCAAGGAUGAAUCAUACUUUGUGGCUGUGGUUAAAAAAGGUAGGGGUUUUAGAGAGAAUUGUGUCUGGCAGAACCUAGAAAGAUUAAGAUUCCUCGAAGGUAUGUAUAUGCUGGCAGUGGGGUGCAGUGUGUGCUGUGUCCCAAUCAACUAGUAAACAUCUGAGUGCCAGCUUUGUUGAUGUCAAAGGGACAGAUUCAUAUAGCUGCAAGGCAACUAUUUACUGCUCAGGAAGAAAACCCUGAAUAAAUGCAUCUUCACGAGGGAAGAAAUGUUCCAGUUUCUAUGUCUGGGGAUUUAUUAUUUUUUUUAAAAGAUUUUUAUUUAUUCAUGAGAGACACAGAGAGAGAGAGACAGAGACACAGGCAGAGGGAGAAGCAGGCUCCAUGCAGGGAGCCUGAUGCGGAACUCGAUCCGGG